AAAAAUUGAACUCACGAACCAAAACAUGGUUGUUUUUCAGCUUUCUUUGGGACUUAUUUUUGAAGUCUCUUUGAUUACAUAUUAAUUUACAUUAGCUAAGAAUGAAGAAUAUAAAUCGAAUUUAAAGUUAACAAACCCGAUAUGUAUUUUAUUUGAGAGGUUAGCGUCUCGAAAGUGCUAGCCUGCUAGUAGAUAUUCAAAGUUGUUACUGGGAUUAAACAUGAUUCUUAUUAGUUAUAAAUGAUUUAUGUAAUUUCAGAAUGGUUGUUGGAUCAGCAGCUUACCCAGGGAGGCAAGUACUCCACAAAAUGCAGCCGAUGGGAAUGACCCCUCGCGAGCUCUCGGAAUACGACGACUUGGCGACGGCACUUAUCGUGGAUCCUUACUUGACCAUCACUACACACAAAAUGAACAUUCGCUACAGACCCAUAAAAACUAAUAAAGAUGAUCUUAAGCAAAUAAUUAAGGAAUUUGUCCAAACUCAAGAUUACAAUAAAGCUUAUUCUAAACUAGCAAGUGGUGAAUGGAUGCCAAGACAUUUUAGUAAAAAUAAACAUCAACAAAGCAAACUUAGAGAACAUAUAUACCGCUACUUAAGGGUUUUUGAUAAAAAGGCAGGCUUUGUUAUAGAACCUUGCUAUAGAUAUUCUUUAGAAGGCAGAGUUGGAGCCAAAAUUUCAACAACUAAGAAAUUUUUUAAGCAUGAGAGAAUAGAUUUUCUUGUGGGUUGUAUAGCUGAAAUGACAGAGGAGGAAGAAAAACAGCUCCUUCAUCCAGGAAAGAAUGAUUUUUCUGUCAUGUACAGCUGUCGGAAAAAUUGUGCACAGUUGUGGUUGGGACCUGCAGCAUAUAUAAAUCAUGACUGUAGACCGAAUUGUACUUUUGAGGCUACUGAUCGUGGUAAGGCAUUUGUUCGUGUCUUAAGGGAUAUUGAGGUUGGUGAGGAGAUAACUUGUUUUUAUGGAGAAGAUUUCUUUGGAAAUGGUAAUUGUUAUUGUGAAUGUGAAACUUGUGAAAGGCGUGGGAAAGGUGCAUUUUCUGUCAAAAGUCCACACAAUGAUGAACAGGCUACAAGAUAUCGAUUUAGAGAAACAGAUAAUAGAAUUAAUAGAACAAAGGCUAAACAGAGUCAAAAGAUGAAUGGGAAAAAUUCUGAAAAGUCACGAUUGGCAGGUAGGCAAAAUUCAAAUAUAAUAUCUCCACUAAGUAUGAAAGAAAUGAAACAGAAAGGAUUGACAAAAUAUGAUGCUGAACUUUUAAUAGCCCAAGGUUGUAUUGCAGAUGUUGUAGAUGGUACAGGUGAUAAAGAUACACAAGGUAGUAGGGACUCCUCUGUUUCAAGCAGAGGUGAUAGGUUACGUCGUAGGACAGAUAGUGGUCGUACUUCAAAUGGCAUUAUGCCACCUGUAGGUAAUACUAAACGUCGAGCACCACCUUCAAGGUGUUGUAGCACUGCCAGUUCUCGUAGUAGUAGAGAUUCUCAUAGUGGAAUAGUGUUGAGGAGCCAUAAACGUCUUGAUAAUUUUGCACAGGCACAGACUACUUGUGCUAAAAUUAAACACAUUUCAAAAUGUGCACCUGAAACUAAGGAAGAAAGGAACCUUGAUACACCAAAAGGAGAGCCUGAUUUACCUGAUUCUUUAGAACCUAAUAAUGUUAUUGUUAAAACUGAACCCAUACAUAAUGCCCAGAAAGAAGAUAGUUUUAUUUUGGAAGAUGUUUUAAAUAUAAGUAAAACAGAAUUAGGGCACACUGAGAGUGAAUGUACUGUAAAAGAAUCUCUGCAAAAUGAUUUGAGUUCACAUAACAAAGUAAAAAUCGAUAGCCUCUCAAACAGCUCAGAUACUAAAGAACAAAAAAUAGACAAUGAUGAUUGUGGAAGUGGUAAUACAUACAUUAAAAGUGAAAUUUAUGACUUUAGAGAAAAUGUUAAUCCAAGUGAACCAAAAGAAUGCAAAUUGAACAAAAAUAAUAAAAUAGAUUUAAAUAAUCGGACUGAGGAACCUAAAAAGGAAUUGGACACUGGACCACCUUGGUUAGCAGAUAAUUCUAAUAAGAGCAGUGAGUGUCCAUGUACACCACCACGCAGAGGUUUAAAGUUGACAUUGCGAGUUAAGAGAAGUCCUGUAGUAGAGGAAGUAAUGGAUUGUGGUGCCACAACAGAGGUGCCCGAAUAUGAGGUAUUGCGGUUGGAAGGUGUUGAUCCUGAGACAGUAAGACGUAUAAAAAAACGCCGUCGGUCAAAAGAGCGUCAUCGAAAACAUAGUCCGAUCCGUCCCUUGCCCCCUAUGAAACGCUUAAGAUUAAUUUUCGGCAAUGAAAGUCGUACUAUCGAUUUACCUGCUGCUAUUUCGGCGGACUGACAGCCGCAACUACCUUAUGGUUAUAUUUCCACCGUUAUAAUUCAAUUAUUAGUUUAAUUUUCAUUUGACUAGGAUAUUUUAUCUAGUAUUUAUUUCAUUAUGUGAAAUUCUGAUUUGAGUAUUGUGUGAUAGGCAUCAUAU
Achroia grisella is the source of this 2504-nucleotide messenger RNA. It is a transcript of the gene Hmt4-20, whose product is annotated as histone-lysine N-methyltransferase KMT5B. The coding region runs from base 261 to 2363 and encodes 700 amino acids. Gene Ontology annotation, cellular component: nucleus. The transcript has 3 exons. NCBI's taxonomy places the organism in Eukaryota, Metazoa, Arthropoda, Insecta, Lepidoptera, Pyralidae. Gene Ontology annotation, molecular function: protein binding; histone H4K20 methyltransferase activity. The record is from RefSeq and is a predicted model, not a curated record.